CGCUUCGUUUGGAUCUAGCUGGUUGCUUGUGCUAAAGAUCUAGCAAUUGCUAUGACUGCUACUCGGGCUGAAGAUGAUAUUCUGGCAGGUCUCUCGGAGGCCCAGCGCGCCGAGGUGAAGGACGAGAAACUCUCGUCCGAUUCGAUCAACCACUCCUCACUUCCACAUUUGCACGAAGACGGGACCGAGGUCCCUACAGAGGAAGAUCUAGUCGCUCUUCGUCGUGUGCCCGACCGUCUUCCUGCGAGGAUCUACUCGAUCGCAUACGUCGAACUGGCAGAACGGUUCUCGUAUUAUGGAUCGAUCGUCGUUUUCACGAACUUCAUUCAGCAGCCUCUACCACCUGGUUCAAGAACAGGUGCAGGUGGUGAAGAUGGUCAAAGCGGUGCUCUUGGCAUGGGCCAGCGAGCUUCCACCGGAAUCGUGACAUUCAACAACUUCUGGAGCUAUGUCACCCCUCUUAUCGGUGGUUACCUCGCCGACACAUACUUUGGACGAUUCAGGACUGUCGCAUAUUCCAUCGUCAUCGCACUCGUAGGCCACGUUCUCCUCAUCACUUCCUCGCUCCCAGAUGUUAUUGCGAAACCCAAAGGCGCAUUGGGAUGUUUUGUUAUCGCCGUAAUCGUUAUGGGAAUCGGGACGGGUGGAUUUAAGAGUAACAUUUCGCCGCUUAUUGCUGAGCAGUAUACUGGGAAAUUGCAUGUACGCACUAUCAGGAGUGGAGAGCGCGUGCUUAUUGACCCGGCGCUUACUACCUCUCGCAUCUAUAUGUACUUCUAUUUCUUCAUCAACGUCGGAGCUCUCGUCGGUCAAAUUGGCAUGACUUACUCCGAGAAGUACGUCGGAUUCUGGCUCGCAUUCCUCCUUCCAACAGUAGUCUUUCUAACAGCACCACUGGUUCUAUUCCUGGGGCGCAAGGUCUACAUCCGAUCUCCACCUCAAGGCUCCGUUCUAGCCUCCGCACUGCGCGUCUACCGAUACGCCGCACGCGGAACCUGGUCUUGGAACACUUUCGAGACUUGGCGCAGGCAAAAGGCUGAUGGAUUCUGGGAGCGUGCGAAACCAAGCCGAAUUGACAAGGAACACGGAUCGAAGGAGGGAAAGCCUGCGUGGGUGACUUGGGAUGAUAAGUGGGUGGAUGAAGUACGAAGAGGGUUCAAGGCAUGUAUUGUUUUCGUUUGGUACCCUGUUUAUUGGCUUUCGUACAACCAAAUCGGCCAUAACUUAACUUCACAAGCAGCAACGAUGGAGACACACGGUCUCCCCAACGACGUCCUCGCAAACCUCAACCCCUUCGCUCUCCUCAUCUUCAUCCCGAUCUGCGACUUACUCGUCUACCCUGCCUUGCAACGCGCGAACAUUCGCUUCACACCUAUUAAGAAAAUCACAGCAGGGUUUUAUACGUGCGCGGCAGCUAUGAUCUGGGCCGCAGUCCUCCAACAUUAUUUGUAUAAAACUAAUCCGUGUGGAUACCACGCGAGUACGUGCGAAGACGACGAGGGGAAUAAACUUACUAGUCCGUUGAAUGUUUGGAUACAAAGUGGUACUUAUGUCCUGAUCGCACUGUCGGAGAUAUUUGCGAGUAUAACGGGUCUGGAGUAUGCGUUUACCAAGGCACCCAAGAACAUGAGAAGUUUUGUUAUGGGGAUUUUCUUGUUGAUGAGCGCGAUCUCGAGCGCGAUUGGUGAAGCAUUUGUUUCUCUAUCAGAAGACCCUCUCCUAGUAUGGAAUUACGGCGCCAUGGGUGUCUUCGCUUUUGUCGCUGGUACAGGUUUCUGGUUCUCCUUCCGCCGCUUGGACGCAGAAGAGGAGGCAUUAAACGCAAUUACAGAUGCAGAAGGAAUAAAUGUCAAGUCGAAUGAGAGUAACGAGAGUGAUGGUGUGGUUGGACAUGCGAGUGAGAAAGCUUGAGUGUAGGUUUAAUUUGUAGUAAUGUAGUUUACCGAGUACUAGUGACUCCACUGAUACUGAUGACUAUUGAAUGGUUAGUAUUUUGAUUACAGUCUCCCACUUUCUCUAAUAUUGCAUAGGACUGUCCCAAUGGUGUAUGAGAUGAUUUUGCAUUGUCUGUACUAGUAUGAAUUUGUAGUAUUUUGUUGCGCAAUGGACAUAAUAUACAUUUGAA
Fomitiporia mediterranea MF3/22 is the source of this 2125-nucleotide messenger RNA. Its product is annotated as PTR2-domain-containing protein. The transcript is spliced from 8 exons. Gene Ontology annotation, molecular function: dipeptide transmembrane transporter activity. The coding region runs from base 52 to 1911 and encodes 619 amino acids. Gene Ontology annotation, cellular component: membrane. The record is from RefSeq and is a predicted model, not a curated record. NCBI's taxonomy places the organism in Eukaryota, Fungi, Basidiomycota, Agaricomycetes, Hymenochaetales, Hymenochaetaceae. Gene Ontology annotation, biological process: transmembrane transport; oligopeptide transport.